AUGGUCGAUAUAUUCAAGUCGGCUAUUGACGCAGCAUUCGGUGCUGGAUCGAGUGCUCGUAUUACGAAUAAUAUUGGACUAGGUAGCGGUUCAUCGGGAGCAGGGAGUGGAGGUGUUAGAAGCGAUUUCACUGGUCAAAUUGUUGAUGUCGGAAACAUUCGAUUGCGCGUUGGAAAUCAAAUUGCCGAGGGUGGCUAUGCGUUGGUAUUCAUUGCCUACGACGUUAAAACAAACAAAGAAUACGCAUUAAAAAGAUUGUUCGCUGCAGAUGAUAGCGCAAGAAAAGCUAUUGCUCAGGAAAUAUCAUUCCUACAAAAACUAAAUGGUCAUCCGCAUAUCGUUCCAUACAUAGCCGCAGCAUCAAAUCAAGAUCCAACGUUACGUCGUACGGAGUAUUUACUUGUAACAGAAUAUUGCUCCGGUGGACGGCUAUAUGAACGAGUUGUUCAUCGUUCGAAAUCAUUAGAAGUGGAACAAGUCAUUCAAAUUUUUUACCAAAUCUGCCGCGCUGUGAAACACAUGCACGAACAAGAACCGCCCAUCAUUCAUCGAGAUCUAAAAGUCGAAAAUUGUCUUUUAACAUCCGCAGGUUUCAUUCAAUUGUGUGACUUCGGCUCGGCAACCACGAAAGUCUACCUACCGGAUGAAACUUGGACAGUUAAAAAACGCGAUUUCGUCGAAGAUGAAAUGACUAAAGUUACGACACCAAUGUACAGAGCACCGGAAAUGUUAGACACGUACAGUAAUUAUCCUAUCAAUGAACAAGUAGACAUUUGGGCACUUGGUUGUCUUCUGUAUUAUUUAUGUUUUAUCAAUCAUCCGUUCGAAGAUUCAGCAAAAUUACGAAUUCUUAAUGCAAAAUAUACAAUACCUGCUAAUAAUACAAAAUAUACUGUCCUUCAUGAUCUUAUACGCACUUUGUUACAAAUUGAUCCUCGUCAACGGCCAACAAUUCAUACGCUUGUUGAAAAUAUCGAAGAUAUAGCCAUUGGAAAUGAUGUCGGUCUCAACGAACCACUAAUGUUUCUUUUCAAUACAAAUGAAAUAAUAUCGCCAACUAAUACAAUGACUUCCUCUGGUGCCGCCGUUAACCCGUCACCGAUAAAUGCUCCAAGACCACCGACAACUGCUAGUAGCUCGUCAUUUGGUGCUGGCGUGAGCAGUUACCUUCCAUCAUCGAUCAAAGGUUUAAAUACAUCGGGAAAGACAUGGAUGAAGAAUAUUUUAGACACAUCCACGAAAGUAAUCAAUGAAGGUGUUCAACAAGUUAAACAAACUUUAGCCACAAAUGUUCCAACAAGCUCGACAAUUGGAGGUUCUAGUCCACAUCAUCAUUUCGAAGUUGAUAUGAGUUAUAUCUCAUCGAAAUUAAUCGUCAUGGCUACACCACGUGAUAAUCCAACAGAAUUAGCUGGUCGUCAAUCCGCGGAAUUAAUUCGUGAUUCACUUGAUACAAAACAUUCCCAAUCGUACAUGCUGUUCUCGCUCGAUUAUCCGCAUCGCAAUCAUCCAAGCUAUCGAAAAGAAAUUUUUCACAAUCGAGUGAUCGAUUUACCGCUAGGCGAUGAAAAGCAUGCGCCACGUCUGAUCGACCUUUUAUGUUUCUGCCAAAAGCUCAGUUCGUUUUUGUUGGAAUCAUCAUCAAACGUCGCUGUUCUUCAUUGUUAUGAUGGAAGAAAUCAAGUUGCUUUUGCCGCAUGUGCAUUAAUUGCCUACCAUGGACUGUUUCAACAAGUGGAUCACAUUGUUCGGUAUUAUGAAGCCCGCCGUUGUGCACAUCCUAUGUUGACAAUGUCUCAAAAAAGAUACAUUCAAUAUAUCUGCGAUUUAGCAUGUGGCACAAUCGAAAGACCGCAUUUUAAUGAGCUGGUUCUGAAAUCAAUCAAUCUCUCACCAGUUCCACUAUUCAAUCGAGAAAGAAAUGGUUGUCGACCAUAUGUAGAUAUUUUAAACCCAGAGGGUAAAAAGAUAUUUUCAACGUAUCAAGAUUCAAAUAAACUUCGUUUGUUUACUGCAAUGGACGGUGUUUGUCUCGUGCCACUCAAUGUUCCGUUCAAUGGUGAUCUGACAAUUCACGUUUCACAUGCUCCUGUCGGCUUAUCAUUACACGCCCAUGACGGUGGCAUUCGCAUAUGUGAAUUAACGAUAAAUUCAAACUUUUGUUCCUUAAAUCAUUCCGAAUUAUCUUAUUCGCGAUAUGAAUUGGAUGGUAUUGAACAUACGGAAAAGUAUCCGCCAUCUUUCCGUGUUACACUUGACACAACAGUAUCGAAACGAACGGCAUCAAACGAUCAAGAUGUUAUUUCGAAACAAUUGGACAGUACAUCGAAAAAACCACAAUGUCUGUUCAAAGACGAUAUCGAAUUUCGCCAUACGAUUGAAGAAUACGAAAAACGAUUUAAAAUCUCGAGUGAUCAAAUUACAUUCUAUUACAAAAUCUCAUUUGAUUUUGUUUCUUCUUCUUCUUCUUCUGUAGGUGAUGGUUAUCAAUACCGUGGUAACUUUCCAACGGAAUCGCCUUCAUUGAACCGUUCGACUAAGCUCAAUGCUGCUCAACCAACUGCAAAUGUUAGUAAUCCAUCUUCUCCUCAAGUUAAUCGUCGCGCAUCUCCGUCACCGCAAACGACCUUCUCGAAUCCAUUUCAAGAGCAACAAGGAGAAACUAAAGCUUCGUUUCAAGAAGAAGCACAACCUAAUGACGAAGUCGCAGUUGGCACUCUACUUGACAUCACUGGCGAUGAUUCGCACGCUUUUCAAAGCCAACCAACCAUGCUGACGAAUACCCAAAACGAUCUGUUUGAUUUACAUAUUGACACUCCAUCAACAUUUUCAGCUCCGAUUCAACCAGUCAAAACCAACGAUUUGCUUGGCGUUGAUUUCAAUUCAAUGCCAUUAGAUAAACCGAUACUACAUCGAAAUGCGUCGGAAACUGUCCUACCUCCACCUAUGCAAGCAACAACUAUACUCAAAGCAGAAACCAAGUCAACAUCGAAUCAAAAUAUCAAUCGUUUAGAUCCAUUCAAAGAUUUAUUUACAUCAUCGUCAACAACACAAAAAACGUCAAGUAAUGAAAGUCUGGCUGCUAAACAAGCUGCGGCUGCAGCAAAAACGCCCAGCACACCGCCUACAUCAACAACAUCGAUUCCUAAUUACAAUAUCAAUCUAGCAAGUAAGCCGACUCCUCCGCCCACACAACAACAAUCUAAUCCGGUUCAACCACCUCCGUCUCAAGCUCGUUCUCAAGCGACUAAGAUCGAUUUCGAUACAUUAGUUCGAGAACAAGCAGGAAUGUCGGAUUUCGGUUCAAAAGCACGGCAAGGUACUGCAGCUAUCGGCGAUAUACGUAAAGCCGAACUAGCUAAAGAUCUUGAUCCAACCGUGCUCAGAGUUCGAGAAUGGACUGAAGGCAAAAAGAGAAAUAUUCGAGCAUUAUUAUGUUCACUAUCAACAGUCACAUGGCCAGAAUGCGCUUGGGGUGGAUGUCAUAUGCAUGAUUUAUUAACUCCCGACCAAGUUAAGAAAGUUUACCGAAAAGCUGUUCUUUACAUUCAUCCGGACAAACUCCGUGGUGAUCCGAAUGAGCCGUUAGCAAAAUUAAUUUUCGUCGAACUCAAUGAAGCCUGGUCUCAAUUUGAACAGGAAGCAAAUCAAUGA
Adineta ricciae is the source of this 3654-nucleotide messenger RNA. Lineage: Eukaryota; Metazoa; Rotifera; Eurotatoria; Adinetida; Adinetidae. The record is from the annotation of a GenBank genome assembly.